Molecule: messenger RNA, 3699 nt
Organism: Phymastichus coffea
Lineage: Eukaryota; Metazoa; Arthropoda; Insecta; Hymenoptera; Eulophidae
Gene: Nmdar1
Product: glutamate [NMDA] receptor subunit 1
Exons: 17
Coding region: 364-3201 (945 amino acids)
Biological process (GO): monoatomic ion transport; chemical synaptic transmission; regulation of membrane potential
Cellular component (GO): NMDA selective glutamate receptor complex; synapse; plasma membrane
Molecular function (GO): NMDA glutamate receptor activity
Source: RefSeq, a predicted model, not a curated record
AUGUGCAGUACAGAAUUGUAUAACUCGAUUGAAACUAUUUCUACACCUAGUAGAAAUUUUAGAUAGGUUUAAAUAAUUAUUAUUUUUAUUUGCGAAUAAGUAGUAUAUACCACAAAUAAAUUCAAUUAAAAGACAUUUCCUAGAAUUGUGGUAACCUACAAUUUUUCAAUAAUAAUCUAUGAAUAAAAUAAUAAUUUCAACAUGAAUAUAUUAAAUAUAAACAUAUUAUUGAAGACAUAAGAAUUUACUUUACUUCACAGGAAGAACCAAUCUUUGAAAAUAUUUCUUUCUGCUAAACAAGAUUUCAUUAAAAAUUAUUACCAGUUACAAAUUGCAAAUAAAGUGAGCCACUCAUAUGCUAAGAUGACUAAGUAUAUCAUACAGAAGAUAGUUUUUUUCAUCUAUUAUUGUAUAUCAUCUUAUUCAGUCUUCGGAAAAAAUGUACAAACAAUGAAUAAUCCUGCUUACUUUAAUAUUGGAGGAAUGCUUUCUAAUGAUAAAAGUGAAGCCUACUUCAAUGAAACAAUAGAUAAUUUGAACUUCGAUUCUCAAUACGUGAAUAAAGGUGUUACUUAUGGACAUGUAGUUAUAGAAAUGAACUCAAACCCAAUUAUAACAGCAUUAAAUGUUUGUAAACAUCUUAUAUCGAAAAGAGUUUAUGCAAUAAUAGUAUCCCAUCCACCUACAGGUGAACUAUCACCUGCUGCUGUCUCUUACACCAGUGGAUUUUACCAUAUUCCAGUAAUUGGUAUUUCUUCCCGAGAUUCAGGAUUUUCUGAUAAGAAUAUCCACGUUUCUUUUCUUCGCACUGUACCACCUUAUUCACACCAAGCAGACGUAUGGGUAGAAAUACUGCGAUAUUUUAAUUAUAUGAAAGUUAUAUUCAUCCACAGUUCGGAUACCGAUGGUAGAAGUUUACUUGGAAGAUUUCAAUCAACUUCUCAAAUUUUCGAAGAUGACAUUGAGAUAAAAAUACAGGUCGAACAUGUAAUAGAAUUUGAACCUGGUGUAAAAAACUUCAACAAUCAGUUACUGGAAUUGAAAAAUGCUCAAUCUAGAGUUAUUUUAUUAUAUGCAUCAGCUCAGGAUGCUGAAAUAAUUUUUGAUAAUGCAUCAAACUUAAAUAUGACAAGAGCUGGGUAUGUAUGGAUAGUGACGGAACAAGUUCUCGUUUCGAAAAAUAUUCCUGGAGGAAUUAUAGGUUUGAAGCUGAUAAAUAUGACUGAUGAAAGGAACCAUAUAAAGGAUAGUCUAUAUGUUUUGGUAUCUGCAUUAAGAGAAAUGAAUGGAACAGAAAGUAUCACAGAAGCUCCUCAAGAUUGUGAUAAUUCUGGCAUGAUUUGGGAAAGUGGAAAAAAAUUAUUUGAGUACAUAAAAAAGCAAAUUUUAGACCAUGGAACAACUGGUCGAAUCGCUUUUGAUGAUAAUGGAGAUCGUAUAUUUGCUGAAUAUGAUGUAAUGAAUACAGAAUCUUUUGGAGUUGUGAAAUCAGUUGGACGAUAUUACUAUGCAGAGGACGCAGGAAAAAUGAAACUUCUUUUAAACGAAUCCAAUAUAACUUGGCCAGGUAAUGUGAAAUCCAAGCCCGAAGGAUUUCUUAUUCCUACACAUUUAAACGUACUUACGGUUGAAGAAAAACCAUUUGUUUAUGUAAGAAAGUCGAAUAAUUACGGCUGUAAUCAAGAUGAAGUUCUUUGUCCAAAUUAUAAAUCCAUUGAUGGAAAUGAAGGUAGAAUUAUAAACUGUUGUAGAGGAUAUUGCGUUGAUCUACUAAAAGAACUAUCAAAAACAAUAAACUUUACCUACAGUUUAAUGCUGUCUCCAGAUGGACAAUUUGGAAGCUAUAUCUACAAAAAUAAUUAUACUGGUAAAAAAGAAUGGACCGGUGUUAUCGGAGAAAUAGUUCAAGAGCGAGCAGAUAUGAUAGUCGCUCCAUUAACAAUUAAUCCUGAACGAGCGGAAUUUAUAGAAUUCAGUAAACCAUUCAAAUAUCAAGGUAUCACCAUUUUGGAAAAAAAGCCAUCACGAUCUUCAACGUUAGUGUCAUUUUUACAACCAUUCAGCAAUACAUUGUGGAUAUUAGUCAUGGUUUCUGUGCACGUUGUAGCUUUGGUUUUAUAUUUACUUGAUCGAUUUUCACCAUUUGGAAGAUUUAAAUUAGCCAAUAUGGAUGGAACAGAAGAAGAUGCUUUGAAUUUAUCAAGUGCAAUUUGGUUUGCAUGGGGUGUUCUAUUAAAUAGUGGCAUAGGAGAAGGUACACCUCGAAGUUUUUCAGCACGAGUCUUGGGAAUGGUUUGGGCUGGAUUUGCCAUGAUCAUAGUUGCUUCUUAUACUGCGAACUUGGCGGCUUUCCUUGUAUUGGAACGCCCGAAAACUAAACUGACUGGAAUCAAUGAUGCCAGGCUGCGAAAUACAAUGGAAAAUCUUACUUGUGCUACCGUCAAAGGAUCUGCGGUAGAUAUGUAUUUCAGAAGACAAGUAGAAUUAUCAAACAUGUAUCGCACAAUGGAAGCAAAUAAUUACAAUACGGCUGAAGAAGCAAUUAGAGACGUCAAAAUUGGAAAACUAAUGGCUUUUAUUUGGGAUAGUUCACGACUGGAGUUCGAAGCAGCUCAAGAUUGUGAGUUAGUAACAGCUGGAGAACUUUUCGGAAGAUCUGGUUACGGUAUUGGAAUGCAAAAGCGAUCACCUUGGACCGAUGCUGUAACGCUUGCAAUUUUAGAUUUUCACGAAAGUGGAUUCAUGGAGAGUCUGGAUAAUUAUUGGAUAUUACAAGGAAAUUUACAGCAGUGUGAACAAUUUGAAAAAACUCCCAAUACACUAGGUCUCAAAAAUAUGGCUGGCGUUUUCAUAUUGGUUGGUGCCGGUAUUAUUGGUGGAAUUAUGUUAAUCAUUAUCGAAAUGGCAUAUAAAAAACAUCAAAUUCGCAAACAGAAAAAAGUAGAACUAGCUAAACAUGCUGCUGAUAAAUGGAGAGGAACCAUCCAGAUGCGGAAAACUAUGAGAUCAUCAUCCGAAACAAGAUGUAUACAUAUUAAUGGUAUCCAUGAUAGCUCAUCGAUCACUGUAGAUGAAAACACACAAAAUCUUAAAAUAAUCCAAUCUCCAGGACAAGCUUGGCCAGGAGACAAUGAUUUGAAAAUAACUAAUGCUUAUAAUCUAGAAUCAAUCAAAUCAAGUUCUGAAUCUAAAUUAUUUUGAGAGAAAAUCUAGUCCGCCUGUUAUAUAAUACAUAAAUAAUUUAAUUUAGGUGAUACAUUCAGUGUUAUGGUCAAUUCCGAUUGACAUCUUGCUGCUUUUAACAAAUCUAAAUUUAUUGUCUUGGAUAUUCAAUUUUCACUAUGAAAUGAGAUGCAAGACAAAAGCAUAUUAUUUCAGGACAAAUGUUGAACUAAUGAUUUUAGACAGUAGUAAUAAUUUACAAUAAUUUAUCUGGGAACAUUGACAGUUUUGAAAAUAUAUAAUUCUCUUCAGUUAUACACACAUACACACAAACACACGCACGCACACAUAUAUAAUUUAUAUUUCUACUUAUGUAUGUUUAAAUAAAUAAUAAUGUAAUUUUUGUGAUACAGUAAUGUAUAACCAGAAAAAAAGCGGUGAUCUUUUAUAAUCGUUGCUCACUGGUAUGUCAUGGUUAAAAAAUUUUAUUCAAGAAUUAUUAUUUUUUAUUCAAGUUGCAUAGGUGAAUAAACUACU